Caenorhabditis angaria is the source of this 8082-nucleotide messenger RNA. Lineage: Eukaryota; Metazoa; Nematoda; Chromadorea; Rhabditida; Rhabditidae. The record is from the annotation of a GenBank genome assembly.
AUGGAUAUGGCAACGUCUUUUUCGGCGUAUUCGUCACACGAUAGCACAUUGAUAACACCCCCAUCGACAUCAUCUUCCAAUUGUGUUGGACAUCAGAAUGAUAGCGACUGUGGAAGCUGGUUAGUUAUUUAGAGAAUUGGGUUAAAAAGGACUAUUUUGGGAGUCUAGAUCUAUGAUCUGGAUCAUCAGGGCGAUGAUUUUAUUUUCCUACAAUGAAACGAGCACUGUUCCAAUUUCUGCAGCUCUCUAUCAAAUAAUUUAUUCUAGUUUGUCACAGUAUUUUGAGGAAAAUCAUAGAGAGAAAUGGGAGGAGCUUAUAUUACAGUACAGUCAAACAUUUAGCUCAUAACACUCGUAACGUUUUUCCAUUGGGUGCACAAUGCUACAAAAUUGAAUAGAUUUUUCAAGUUUAGGCUCAAAAUAUUGUACUCAAAACCAAAAACCAGAUUUUAAAUUUUUGAUGAUAUAUAUGAGAAGGAAAAUUCUCACAUUCAGAUUUAUUCUCCUUCAGAUUUCAAAAUAUCAACACUAAUAUUUACUUGGGAUUAUUUCCUUAUAACAGCUAAUUUUCUAUUAAGACUGUAUCAAAUUUUCAGAGAUUUUAUAUCUCAUGUAUUGUGCUUCAGGAAAAAAUUCCUCUUCCAAAUCAUACGACCAGUUCUCAGUUCAAACUAUAAAAACAUUAUUUAAUGAAAUUCUGGAAGGCCUACAAAAUCCCUAAUUAAUUGUUAGAAACAUUGACUCACAAUCAAAAUCAGAACUAUUCACGUGAACUUCCUCCAGAUUUUUGAAGUCAUCUUAUUUUAAUUUUCCCCCAUAAUUUUUGUAAGCUAGUUGUACUACCAAUGUUGCGAUAUUAGUUAAAAAUAUCUCAAAGAUCGUUUCUUCGAAUCAUAUAAAAAAGAAUACGUGGGUUGAGAAGAGAACACUCCAAGAAUUUUUAAAGUUUUUGCAGGUGCUUUUUUUCAUUUUGGUUUAUUGAUUUUCCGAAAAAUUGGUCUGGAACUCCAAAUAUUUUUUUUCAAACAAGUUUUCCUAACCCAUAAAAUCAUCAACAACAAAUAUUCAAUUUCAUAGCAUAAAAUAUCAAUUGAAGUGAAAUGAAAUGACGUAAUAAAAAAUAAUAAUAUUCUCUGAAAAUUUCCAAAGAACGCUUGUAUUCUUCUAAUUUUCCCUCGGGCUCUUGUCAUCAAUUUUGUGACUAACAGUCGUCUUCAUAUUUAGGUACGCUUCUCACAUCAUAUAAAACAUGACAAAUGUUAUUUUUACUCUUUCCCAAUUACUAUUUGACGUGCUCUUUUUCCACACACACAAAUUGAAGAGGCGGAGUAUUCUCAAAAAACAUCAUAUUUCUUUUGCAUACUUCUCACUUUUGCAUAUCCUUUUUGACCCAAUCCAGAUGUGUUAUUUGAUUUGAUAGUCUAGACACAUCUUAUUUUGUUUAUUUUAUAAUUAUCAUAGUUAGCUUAACUAUGUCUCUAUGAGAAGCUCCACGGUAAAAAAAAUAAAAAAGAGAAGGAAAUUGUCCGGAAAUUUUUUAUUUGAUUUGUUAAUGUCUAUGAGAAUAAUGUGCAUAGUGUGAAAUUUUCUGGGAAACGACGCAAAAUAUACAUCUUUCCGCUGAAAUUUGAUAUCUUCUACAUAUACUGAUUUAUUAGCACAUUAUUUCUUUCUGCAUAUGUACAUAUAUCAAUAAAAACCCUUUCUUGGGCAAUUCGGCAAUCAAGUUCAAUUUCCGGCGCCAACACCAAAAAUUACAUGUUGUUUUUUGUCUUGGGAUACGCCGCCCAACCUUUUUUUCGUUCUACAAUCACCUUGGAAACCGACACUGAUUUUUAAGGGGAAGCCGAAUGUCGUUUUUGUCCUUUCUCUCAUUUUUGCUCGUUGUAUAUGCUGUGUGAAGACACGCCCACAAAUUAUUGUCGAGCAACUCUGAUUUCAUUUAUUCAUUCAUGAUCUUUCCCUUUUUUUCCAGUUUUUGUACUCGUUUUGUGUUCUCAAUCCUUUGAGAAAAUAGAAAAUAAAACACCUAAAAAAUUCAAUUUCCAAGGCCACAAAUCACUUAAACCAUUCUUUGUCAGUCAAAAAAUGCAAUAUGCACAAGCAUUUGUCAAUCGUCCAAUAUAUAAAAGGGCUUUUUUCCUUUGAAAAAAAAGUGUUCUUUUUUCGUCCUCUUCGUUUUUUUUUGUUUCGACAGAAAUAGAAAUCGUGUGGCGCAUCAAAAAUAAAAAAAAAUAAUAUUUGAAAGAGCUCCUUUUUUAAUUGCGGGGUUGUUUAGUUCACGUCAUUCCUUCUCCUUUUUCCCUUUUUGAGCCGAGAAGAGCCUUGCUCUUUUCAUACUGCACUGUCAAUUAAUAUUCAUUUUUUUCAGUGUUCCCCCAUAUAUAAAUAUAUGUAUAUGUAUGUAUAAAAUUUGAAAAAUCAAACAUUUUUGCAGCUCUGGUUUCGGUGGCAUGCCAAAUCACGAUAUUUCCGACGAGGCGGCUAGUUCAACAUCAUCUCAUCGACCACAGCGAAAAUCUUCAAACUCCGUGGUUCAACCACAACCACCACCACCUUUGAUGCCUCUUCCACAACAACACGCUGUUCCACCAAGUAUGCAAACAUACACCCAUAAUCCACUUCCACUACCAACACAACUUCAAACAAUUCCCUAUCAUCAUCAACAAAUGGUACCACAGUAUAACACACAAAUGAUGGCGUCACAACAACACGCGUUGUAUACUGUACCGCCACCAAACAUGCAGGGAGGACCUCCGCCUCCACAGCCCCCUCAACACACAAAUAAUGGGGUUCCACCUUGGAUGGGAAAUGUGAGCAAUGGGCCAGCAAACAGUAUUUUUGUGCAUGUGCAAUCUGGUGAAACUUUGACGUUGUAUAAUUCUGGAGAACCACAACAUAUCACUGGUGAGUUUUUUUCUCGAAUUGAGGAAAAUUAUGGGGAAGAAUCAAAAAAUCAUCUACAGUAGAAUUCAAAUUUUUUAUUGAAAUACCACGUAUCAAACAUACCCAGGAUCAUUUUUUGCACGCAGCAAAUAAUAUAUCGCGUGUUCUCACAUUUUUUUUCUAGAAUAAUUACUUUAAAGGUGAAUAGCUUGAAAUAACCUGAAAUUACAUACAGUAGGAUUUUCCAACACACAAUGUAUUAAUCGUACCCAGAAGCAAUUAUUCUCAAGUUAAAAACAAAGUUCGCAUGUCCACCUAAUUGCCAUAUCAGAAAUAUUGAUUUAAAAGCUACAUAUCCUGAAGUCACCUACAGUAUGCCAUUUUAUUAUUUUCUAACACGCAAUGUAUAAAGCAUACCCAGAAGCAUAUAUUUCAGAGUUAAAAACAACAUUCUUGUGAUCACCUAAUUUUCAUAUCUGAAAAAAUGAUUUUAUAGACAAAAACUUAGGAUCACCUACAGUAGGUUAAUGAGUUUCUCACACGAAAAGUAUAGCUAUAAAAUUUUUGAAAAAAUAGUUUGUAUGUUCACAUCAAUUUUCCAGUGAUUUUUGAUUAAAGAUAUUUUCGCUAAAUUAAACAUUAAUUGAUUAUCAUUUUGAAAUGAUUCAUGCUCAAUGAAAUUUGAGAAAACUUGCACUUUUAUAACAACAGAACUAAACCAGAACCCCACAAUCAAUGAUAUUUUGAGUUAUUCUGAAAAUUCGUCAUUUCCCUAAUUUUCGAUCUCUCCACAAAACCCAUGUCAUAGAAAACAACUAGUUAGUAAGAAACUCGCUCUCAUACUCGUGAUUUUUAAUUAUACUUUUCCUUCGAUUUUGCAAAACAAAAAUACUAAUCUCAAGUAAAUGUUUUGUCUAGACUUUUAGUUGUACAUAAAACAUAAUACAAAGAUUAAAAUUAGAAAAAAAUUAUUCAUGAAAUGAAACAAAAAAUCAUUCAAUUUUUCUUACAGAAAGUUUUCCAGGACCGGCCUCUAUAAAAAUGGUAUCUGAGGGAGGUUUUUCAAAUCUCCCCUUACCAGUGACGGUCACACCUGGACAUCAAUGCCAUCAAUUUGUUGACGAAUUGGUAAGACCAAAACUUCUAGCGUAUUUGAGAAGUGAACAACUUUACAUAUCUUGUCCAACUUCUAAAUACCCCUAUCAGUAAACUCGUCAUUUUUUUCAUAUUUCAUAUUCAUAUUCAUUCAUAUACGCACCAUUUUUCUCUCUAGGGUAUUCUCCGUCACGUUGUGUUGUCUCUCGAACCACCGAACAGUCGCACUCAAUAUCCACGGGAAAUGAAUGUAAUUUCUCGACUUUUUCCAACUCUCUCAACACAUCCCCUGUUUUUCUAGGUUCCUCAACUUGUUCAACCAACACCUUCAACAUCAACUACACCAGCGCUUCCAGCUCCAGCUAUUUCACCGUCUCAACCAAUUUACAACGGAUUACCACAAAAUGGACUUCUCCAAACUCCUCCAAAUUUUCAACCAGUUCCACAGCAACCACUUCAAGGAACUAGUAACAAUAAUAAUAGCAAUAUCAGCAAUAAUAAUUACAGUGCUAGAAAAUGGAUACCAAGACUACCAAUUACACAAGAAGUGAGUAAUUUCUUCUUGAUUUUUUGAUAUUUUCUAUUUUUAUGACCAUCUUUUUCAGAAUUAUUAUGUUGAUGUUGAUCUACCGGAUCCUGAAGAAAACGAACGAUUCAAAAAACUGUUGGGACUUGCGCUUGCACCAACUAUUGAACUUGUCCUAACAUCAGAUGUUGAAGUGAAAUGGCGGAAGAUUGAUUUCAAUGAUCCAAUGUUUGCUGGAGUUUUGCCGCCACAUGCAGAUCCAGCGGAGAUUAUUUAUUGUGUUUCGAUUUAUGAAAGUACUGGGAGACAUGUUGGAUCAUAUCCGUAAGAUUUUAUUCUUCGUUUUUGAAAAUUUUAUUAAUCUUUCAAGAAAAAUGCAUAUUUUUCAGUUGUGAGCCAACUGCUGGCGGGCUCCGAGUUUCAAGUUUGCGCCCGAAUACCGAUUAUUACGUUCACGUAAAAGUAACUAUGGAGGAUCGUGGUAUCUACGGUGAUCCAUCGCCCCAUUUAUUUUUCCGAACUGCACCCGGACGACCAGAACCACCAUUAAUUCCAACAUUGAUGAGUCGCACCAGUGAUUCUGUUCAUUUGUCUUGGAGACCGUCAGUAAACAACGGUGCCGCUGUGAAUCUAUACAAUGUUUAUGUUGAGCCAUUGGGUGAAGAAGGAAACUCCACUGUCUUGCAAUUUGGUGAUAUCGAAGCGAAGAUAAAUGGUUUGAAGCCUGCGACUGCUUAUUCAUUCCGAAUCACUUCUUUAAACGCACUCGGAGAAUCUUAUGAAGCAUCAAUGAUUGAAGUUACCACUAGACCUGAAGGUUAUCCACUAAUUCCACUUCCACCAGCAAUCAGUUCAGUAUCACAUCGAGCAGUCAGAUUGAACUGGUUGCCAAUAGUUCAAUGCACUUAUGGAGUGAGUAAAAUCAUAUGUUUUUCUCCAGAAAACUACUAAUUUAGAAAAAAAACAUCAUAAUUAUAUGUACAUGUUUUUGAGAUGUAUGUAAAUAGUCUAUUUUUAGAUCGAAAUGAAUGAUGUGAUAAAAGGAACAUGUGGUAUAGUCAGAGAUCGGUUAACAGGAUGUAUGAUCACAAUUGGCGAUUUAACACCGUAUGUUUUUAUUUUGAAAAACAAGUUACGAAAAAAAAACUUUUAUUUUUUUUAGAAAUUCGGAGUAUCAUUUCCGAUUGAUAGCUAGGCAUCAAGAAGGAGAGGUGACAGUUUCUGAAUGGAUUAGCAUUCGCACACACCAACAAAGAUAUCAAAAUAACUAUUCACAACCGCCACCAAGUUUGGUGCAACAAGAUAUGGCUCCAAGAGUUCCCACCAACCCAGUUUUCAUUCGAUAUGUGAAUCGGAAAACUGAAAUGGGUUGGAAAUGUUAUGGACAGAUUACCAGAGAUAAUGUUUAUAAUUUGGAAGGUGCAUCCUAUAGUCAACCCAACAAAUUUCGAUCAAUAUAUCGUGGACCUGCAUUGUCUUGUGUUAUUCAAGACGAUGAGAUUCAAUAUGUCAGAGUUCAAGCGAUAUCUAAGCGUGGAGUUGCAAGUGAUUUUUCGGAGAAGAUGGUUGUUCCGAGACCAGAUGUGUCCCGUCCAGAGAAACCGGAUAAAAUGGCGGCACCCGAAUUAACAAUGAUCAGCCGCGGGAAAUUGCAAGUGUCAUGGAAACGAAUCACCAAUAGACUUCGACCAAAAUCAGUUGUUACUUACAUGUUGCAAGAAAUUGAUUCAAGAGGCGAACCAACACCAAUUUAUAGUGGAGGAGAUGAUGAAUACAUAAUUGAAAAUGUGCCAAGUGAGACAAAAAUCACAAUGAGGAUUCGAGCAAUGGUAAUCUGGAAUGAUACAACAGUUAGUGGUGAUUGGAGUGAAACAAGAUCAAUUCAUACACCAAGAAGUCUACCUCUUCCACCGUAUGAUAUUGAAUACGUUCAAGAUAAAAAUAUGUUGGCUUGGAAAUGUAAUGAUAAAUCAUCUGAUAUGUUAUACUUUAUCGAAGUUGUUGAAUGUUCAACUGAUGAUGUCACCAAAUAUGAUACUCGUGACAAAUUCAUAUUUCUCAAAUCGCUUCACUAUGCUGAAAAAUAUUCAAUUUAUGUUCGAAGUUCUCACGGAGGUGGCGAUUGUGUAGAAGUUCAAACCUUCGAACUAGAAACCCCUGCUGAUAUUCCAUCUCAACCACAAGCUGUUACAAUUGCUGCGGAAAGCUUGCGCGCUUUGACAGUUCGUUGGACAUCUGCUGAAAAUCACGGAAGUCCAAUCAUCAGUUAUCGAUUGAUUAUAUCAAAAGAUAAUCAAUUCAUCAAAGAAGCCGCUGUUGUUGGAUAUGACAAUGAGUAUAUUUUGACAGAUUUGGAACCAAGUACAGUAUACAAGGUUGAAUUAUACGCUGAAAAUUCAGUUGGAACUGGACCAAGUGUUACUAUCAAUGGGCGGACUAAAGAAUUGCCACCAGUUUCACCAAAAUUGGAAUGUGAACCAGAAGCGACUGCAAUGCGACUUCGCUGGAAAAACACAUCAAGCGCACCUUUAGUUUACAAGUAAGAUUAAAUCCAUUUUUCAAGGGUUUGAUGAAUAAGUAAGUUUUUAGAUUGGUUCGACUACGCAACGAGCAACAAAUAACAGUGUAUGAAGGUGAAAACCUCACUUCUCGAGUCAAAAACCUAUCGCAAGAUACUGAUUACACAUUCCAAAUCAGAGCUACAAACAGGUAAAAUUGGCAAGUCGAUUUUACAUUUUCUAAAACAUCAUUUUCAGAUACACUGGAACAUCGGUUUGGUCAGAACCUACAACUUUCCGCACUUUGUUAGCACCUCCGCCAACAGUAAGAAUUGCACCAACAGCAACUCAAAGCACAACAAUGAUUGGUUAUCAUCACGUCGAAUGGUCAAACGUUCUUCCAACAAGUUCAUCUGUCAAGCAAUUUUAUCGUCUCCAAGUUGUAGAGGCAAACGAUUCUACAGCUCGAUGGCAUACAGUUUAUGAGGGACCAAAACCUUCAUUCAACUUGAAAUCAAAUAUUUAUAAAAGUGCUUUACAUUUGCGAGUAUUUUGUGUUCGAAUGGAACCGGAUGGUGAAACUAAAUCACAAACUAGUCCAGUUACUUAUAUAUUAAAUGAACAAUUGGAGUUGAAAGAAAAGGAAGUGGAGGAUGAUGAUAAUCUUCCAAAAACAUUUAUUGAUAAGAUUAAAUAUAAGUUGGAUUAUAAACAAUAUUCAUUAACAACAUCUGUAAGUUCUUCCAACAUGUUUUUUUGUUAAGAAAAAGGGGCAAAAAAAAUCAAGAUGUAGUUUUUGGAAAAAUAACUUGGGCAUUCUUGGUAUUUAGAAAAACCAAAAAACCUUCAAAUCGAAUUUUUCAGGCUCUCGUGAUCAAUACAAUUUUCCAGGCUCUCGUAUUCAUUGGUCUUAUUUGUAUCCUCUAUUUUUGCGACUAUCUAUACAAUAUAACCGAGAAUUCGGGGCCACCCACACCAAUGGCACCAAUUCAACAAACCCAAAGUACAUAUACUCCGAGUCCCCCACAACCAGCUGGUAAUGGUAUACAUGUUUCGAUAUCACAUCGAGAUCUUUAA